Messenger RNA from Klebsormidium nitens, 1203 nucleotides. Lineage: Eukaryota; Viridiplantae; Streptophyta; Klebsormidiophyceae; Klebsormidiales; Klebsormidiaceae. The record is from the annotation of a GenBank genome assembly.
AUGGGUGCCCGGACUCUGUGUGUGGGGUUGCUGAUCCUGGUGACCGUCUUUGGGUGCCGGCUCAUUAGUGUUGCCCACUCGUUGACUAUCGAGGAGAUCGGCAUGAGGGUCAAGGGCCCCCUGUGGAAUCAGACUUCUAUCUACAUCAGUAACCUCAGUGACUCCGGCCCCAUCCCCCUGGAGCUCGGCAGCCUGACCAACCUUACCGCCCUCGUAAUAUCUUCCUUCCAACUCACCGGCCCCGUCCCCCCGGAGCUCGGCAACCUGACCAACCUCAAGCUCUCCGGCCCCAUCCCCCGUGAGCUCGGCAACCUGACCAACCUGGAUGGUCUAUACCUCCCGGGCAACAGGCUCUCGGGGUCCAUCCCCCGGGAGCUCGGCAACCUGGCCAACCUCUCCACCUUGUACCUCUCCACCAACGACCUCUCGGGGCCCAUCCCCCCGGAGCUCGGCAAGCUGGCCAUGCUGAACAACUUGUACCUCUCCAACAAUAGGCUCUCCGGCCCCAUCCCCCGUGAGCUCGGCAACCUGACCGGACUCUACCUCGGGAAUAACAGCCUCUCGGGGCCCAUCCCCCCGGAGCUCGGCAGCUUGAGACUCAGCGACUUCUGCCUUGGGGCCAAUAGCCUCUCGGGGCCAAUCCCCAUGGAGCUCGGCAACCUGGCCAACCUCAAAAAUAUUGACCUCUCCCACAACAACCUCUCCGGGUCCAUCCCCCGGGAGCUCUUCAACUCGACGGAGCUCUUGAACCUCACCCUUUGGGACAACAACCUCUCGGGGCCCAUCCCCCCGGAGCUCGGCAAGCUGGCCAAGCUCGUAUACUUGGACCUCGACGAGAAUGACCUUUCCGGGCCCAUCCCCCGGGAGCUCGGCAACCUGACCAGGCUCAGGGAACUAUAUCUAUCCCGCAACAGGCUCUCCGGCCCCAUCCCUCCGGAGCUCGGCAACCUGAUCUGGCUCAGGUCCUUGGGACUCUCCGCCAACGACCUUUCCGGGUCGAUACCGUCAAGCCUUUGCAGCUUCUACCGCGAAGCUUUCGCACCUGGAAACUCGAAGUUGGUCUGCAACGCUUGUGGCAACAAUCGUCCGUAUUGUUUAGAAUUCCAGACCAAGAUUUCAUCAUCCCCUCCACUUAGACCUUUCGUUGGUGGGGUUGUCGCUGGAGCUGCUUCUCUUCUAGCCAUUGCCAUCUUAGGGUACUAA